Doryrhamphus excisus (bluestripe pipefish) is the source of this 4815-nucleotide messenger RNA. It is a transcript of the gene sgcd, whose product is annotated as sarcoglycan, delta (dystrophin-associated glycoprotein). Gene Ontology annotation, cellular component: sarcolemma; sarcoglycan complex. NCBI's taxonomy places the organism in Eukaryota, Metazoa, Chordata, Actinopteri, Syngnathiformes, Syngnathidae. Gene Ontology annotation, biological process: cardiac muscle tissue development; heart contraction. The record is from RefSeq and is a predicted model, not a curated record.
UCGCCGUCCGGAUCCACUUGCGCUGACAGCCUCCCUCCACCUCUAUUCCUCUGCUGCACACACACUUCCACACUAACACACACACAUGCAUGCAUGCAUACUAUCACCUCUUGUUUCCCAGUGCAGACUUCCAGUACGGAGCCAUGGAGCCCGGAGAUGAAGAGAUGAUGCUGGAGGAGCUUUAGUGGCUAAUUUUGUUAACAUAAAAAAAAAAACCCAAACAAACAAACAAAAAACUAGAGCAAUGUUGAUGCAACAGCACGCUUUUUGUUUGCGUUGUCCAGAAUAGGAGCGUUUCAGCAGGAUCUGAGUUCCGGCACUCUCCUGGAUCUUCUUCCCACUGAAGGAUGCUCAGUUCUGAACGCAAUCAGGAAUAUUCCAAGUAUCGUUCUUUUGGCUGCUGCCCUUGACAGAUGACAUUUUGAGCGAUGUCAGGGAAAUGAGUCGUCGUCUCCUGCUGGACUUCUUGAACUAGACUCCAGAUUAUCAAAGAAGCCGACUGGGGAGUUCCUGUUUUUUUUUUUUUUUUGGUUUUUUUUUGCACCAGAGAUCAGAUUUCCCCCCAUGCUUUUCUGACUUGCCCGAGCCAAAAUCUUUUGGCGUCUGACUAAGAGAUGACCCAGGAACAGUGCAGUCAUAGGAACAAUGUCCAGACAUCAGAGAAACCACAAGUGUACAAAGUGGGAAUCUACGGCUGGAGGAAACGCUGCCUUUACUUCUUUGUGCUGCUGCUGAUGAUCCUCAUCCUCAUCAACCUGGCGCUCACCAUCUGGAUCCUCAAGGUCAUGAACUUCACCAUCGACGGCAUGGGCAGCCUCAGAAUAACAGAAAAGGGCAUCAAACUGGAAGGGGACUCGGAGUUCCUACAACCACUCUAUGCCAAAGAAAUCCAGUCCAAGCCAGGUCGUCCACUAUUCCUGCAGUCGUCCAGAAACGUGUCGGUCAACAUCGUCAACACCAACAACCAGCUGCUUACGCAACUUGUAACAGGUUCCAGCGGAUUCAAAGCACGAGGAAAGAUGUUUGAGGUCAAAUCCACAUCUGGGAAGCUCCUCUUCUCGGCCGACGAGCAGGAGGUUGUGGUGGGGGCCGAGAGGCUCCGAGUGAUGGGGGCCGAAGGAGCCGUUUUCAGCAAGUCUGUGGAAACACCCCACGUUAGAGCCGAGCCGUUCAAAGAGUUGCGGCUGGAGUCGCCCACUCGCUCUCUACUAAUGGAGGCCCCCAAAGGCAUCCAGAUCCUGGCCGAAGCCGGAGACAUCCAAGCCAUCUGCAGGAAUGAGCUGCGACUGGAAUCCAAGGACGGAGAGAUCUCUCUGGACGCUCGCAGGAUUCGCCUGAUGCAACUGCCCGAGGGAAAAGCCUCAUCCGGCAGCUCCUCGUCCUCCGGCACCAGGCAGAUGGUCUACGAGGUCUGCGUUUGCCCCAACGGGAGACUUUACCUCUCACAGGCCGGGACGGGGUCCACCUGCCAGAUCAGCGACAGCGUCUGCCUCUAGGACUGAACCAUCCAGCCAAUCAGGAACACUCACAGGUAUUCCCGAAUUGAGACUGAUUCACAACAGACAUGGAAGCAUGAACAGUCGCUCGGACUCGUAUUUUUGUAAAAAAAAAAAACAAAAAAAAAAGAGUGGAAAAACCUCUGGACACUGUAUUUAUUAUGUGGUAUUAUGUCACUUUCUACAUGGAGAACAGUUGUAUUAAUUCAAUCCACUAGAUUAACUGAUUAACUUUUUUUUUUUUUUUUUAAACGAUCCCAAAGGAGCCUCUUAUCUCCGCUCUAUUGGGAAUAUCAACGGGGCUCCAGAGUAUCGAUUUUAAUGGCGCGAUCCAAACUGCCAUACUUCUUCAUUGUGAACACAAGACGACAAGACAACCACUAGGGUGAUCACCCAUGGCAACAGGCCACGCCCACUCAUCUUCACUUUUUGCCUUUUUUUUGUAAGGAUUUACCACGGCAUGAACGGCCCCCAAACAAGGACCGCUACGUGUCAAAUGCUUCUCAAACCUUUUCCACCAAGUGCCACCUCCCAAAUGUUUCGUUUGUCGUCACUGCUAAUCGGCUUAUGAAAUGCGUUUGUUGUUUUUUUGCUUUCAUCUUUGACUUGUAGUGGAUUCUUAAAAACAGCAGAGCUCUCCUGUCAUAUAGAAGAUCUUUUUUUUUUUGCUAUUUUUGUCGACUGGCUUAAAAAUCCAAUAAAUUCCACACCUCAAAUUAAUAUAACUAUUAUCUGAUGUUGCAGCGUACCACUAGAUGGAGCCUGCGUACCACCACCCUACCACAGUUUGAGAAUUUUUGACCAAAAAAAAAAAUGGGAAUAUUUUUUAUUGAAAUAUUCACUGCAGUUUCAUAGCUGAUUGUUUUUCAGGAAUUUCAAUUCAUCUUGCAGAUGAAUGAACGUUCCGGGGAAUUACCAGUGCUGAACUCCAUUUCCAGAAAAAAAAGAAAAAAAAAUGUAAUUGACUUUUCAGCAUCCCUUAAUGCAAAUUAUUUUUUUACCUAUCAUAUUCAACAUAAAGUCCAUCCUGCUCUGUGGUCACCCUACUUGUUUCUUGCACUGGGAAGCCAUUUUUGUAACAAAGAAAGUGAAGAAGAACUACAAGAACAUUUUUCAAACAAAAGCAAAUGCGAGAGCCACUCUGUUUGAAAGAGGGGGGAACUGUGCCUUGUGCCUUACGUCGACGCACUUGUGGCAAAAAGAAGAAGAAGCACAUCACCUCCACUUUCUUUUGGCAUCGACAUGACCUCCACUUUUUCUUUGUUCCGUUUGCCUUUUCCUGUCCGUCUGAAUGCAAAGACCUCCUCUUCAUUUUUGUUCUACUAAUUAAAUGUCAACAUAGGACCCAAAAAAGUCACCUAAACUUAUUUGAAGCCUGCUAGCUUGCAGUACUUCGUCUAAUAGACGCUGUGUCUCCAUGAAUUGAACAACGCUGCACCUCAAAUCGAGAUCCUUUAAGGAAAACUGUACUUUUAGGUGAGGGGGAUUUCAUCUGUCACAAUCCUUAUGUGAGACAUGAACAUUUCUGUUGUCUGUAUAGAGAAAAACUGCAAUAAUGCAAUGUAAACGGAUUCACCUAUUCCACCUACAAAGCGCUCUAAAUUAAAUUAAAACACCUGUAAAAACUCUAAUAUGUAAUACCUGCAGUAUUUUGCUCAUUUUAAGCUUGAUUUCACUAAGCCCAUAGCAACAAACGUUUGCAAUCACUAAUUUUGACUUUGACACCCUCCAGGAAGACGGAAACCUUGCUGGGUGCUCAGCAGAUCCAGCUAGUAUAGCCAUUCCCAUAGCAUUAGCAUGUAGCAUAAGUGCUAAAUGGUUCAUUGACGAAAUAAAACCAUCGCGAAACAUUUACAUUUACAAUGUCAGCUCUCAACGGGGGGCAGCACGGCGGUCGAGUGGUCGAGUGGUCUCACAGCUAGGAGACCAGGGUUCAAUUCCACCCUCGGCCAUCUCUGUGUGGAGUUUGCAUGUUCUCCCCGUGCAUGCGUGGGUUUUCUCCGGGUACUCCGGUUUCCUCCCACAUUCCAAAAACAUGCUAGGUUAAUUAGCGACUCCAAAUUGUCCAUAGGUAUGAAUGUAAGUGUGAAUGGUUGUUUGUCUGUAUGUGCCCUGUGAUUGGCUGGCCACCAGUCCAGGGUGUACCCCGUGUACUCUCGCCCGAAGACAGCUGGGAUAGGCUCCAGCACCCCCACGACCCUCAUGAGGAAAAAGCGGUAGAGAAUGAAUGAAUGGGAUGCUGACUGAUGGUAUGUCUGUAUCUUCCAGCACACACUACAGUAGCUAGAAAAGUAGUUCUUUGUUGUCAGCUCUUACAACAACAAUGUUGCCGUAGUGUGGUUAUUAUGUAGGUCAUGUUAUGUUAAUGGAACAUGGUUGGUGGUUUUUUUUUUUUUUUUAGAGGGCUUUAUAUGUGCUUCCCAUUAAGUGCAUUAGCUGCCUUAUGCUAGCUCUCCUUAGAAUGCACAGAAAAGGGAGAUACAUGUCUCGCAUAAGGAUUGUGGCUUUUUUUUUUGUGCAGUUUUCCUUUUAAAAAUACAGUCCAGUCAUAUACUAUAGAGCAGUGGUUCUGAACUGGUUUGUUUAACUGGCGGUAAGACAUCCCCCCCCCACAAUCACAUAAGUAACCCAAAAUCUGGAUAUUUUUCAACUCACGUCUUCAUAAAAAGAUAGGGCAGUUUGAAGUUGAGGUUGUGCAACAUGUGUGCUGCUGUGUGCUGUGUAGCGCGUGGGGGAAAUGUAGAGGUUACCCAGCAUGCCUUGCGGUUUGUAUAGUUUUGCAUGUAUGUCAGUGUGUGUAAGUGUUAUUUGGAUCCCUGCACAGUCUGUGUGGUGCAAUUGCUUCGUGUGUUCCUUUCGUGUUGACUUGCGUCGGUUUUGUUCUCACCGCGAGCGCUACAAAGCGUUUUGUGUUGAUAACCUCCUGUCCGUUUGUGCUGUGUUGGCAGAGAGUAAUUGCUGGCUGAUUGAUGCAAAUAAAAGAGCACUUCCUUAAAGCAAGCUGAACUUUUCCUCUCACCGUAAUAUCGCAAUAUCUUCUUCCAGAGAGGACGAUUAAUAGGUAACAACCGUCUGCAUGAAAAAUUCCUUUCAGAAAAAUAAAUAAAUUGCGCGGGCAGGGACUUGGAACCUACCAAUUGAGAACCACUGCUGUAGAGGAGUGUUUUUGAAAUUGUGUCCUUAAAAAACAGCAAAGCCCACCUGUUAUAUUUAUGUAGUAGGUCCUAAAUAACAGCAGCACACCCACUUAAAUAAAUGUCACAUCUCCAGUGUUUUUUAUUCUUUAAGCAAACCAAGUCAUGAGAUGUAAAAAUAAAAA